AUGUAUCUGUUUUCUCGGCGUCUUCUGGAUACCAUUUACCGCGAGAAUAGGAUGUUUAUGAUAACAAAGACCAGCGAUGUUCAACACGUUGUUCUUCAACGUUCGUUGAGCCCACGUAGUAGCUGUGGUUACCCAAUUUAUAUCUUCAAUCUCCCCAUUGAAGAAACCCAUCAUAUGGCUCACGCUGACCCGUGUCCCUCCAUUCAUACAUUCCAUUUCUCUUCUUAUUUGUCCCAUCUCAAAAGUUUUUUCAUUUUCCGUCUCGCUCAUCUUAUUGUUCAGUAA
This is a messenger RNA of Auanema sp. JU1783, 285 nucleotides long. The record is from the annotation of a GenBank genome assembly. NCBI's taxonomy places the organism in Eukaryota, Metazoa, Nematoda, Chromadorea, Rhabditida, Rhabditidae.